Molecule: messenger RNA, 933 nt
Organism: Trematomus bernacchii (emerald rockcod)
Lineage: Eukaryota; Metazoa; Chordata; Actinopteri; Perciformes; Nototheniidae
Product: somatostatin receptor type 2-like
Exons: 2
Coding region: 1-933 (310 amino acids)
Biological process (GO): G protein-coupled receptor signaling pathway
Cellular component (GO): membrane
Molecular function (GO): G protein-coupled receptor activity
Source: RefSeq, a predicted model, not a curated record
AUGGUCCCCGCCAACAUCACAGACUCUAUCCCAGGAGGAGUUCCUCUAUCGAUGGACUUCAAAAGUCCUCAGGACUAUGUCAUCUUUAUUUUCCAUGUCCUAUUUGCAACGGUAACUGUUCUGAUAGCCGGAUCUGUAGUCAUCACCAUAUUGGCCACCUCGGCGCUCCGCCUCCAGAACAGGUUUAUUUUCAUGCUGAACACCAGUAUUUGUGACACGCUUGUUGGGGUCUCCGUGUAUUAUCUCGGUCUGUUUGAUGUUCGGGAGGUAUACCCGUCUAGGAAUGGAACUUAUAAUAUUUUACCCUCACUUCUAGGGGUCAAUAUUGUGACGUUUUUGUUCGCACAGUUUGACCGCUAUUUUGCUGUGUGCCACCCAUUCAUCUAUGGUCGCUUUGCUACAAGAGAGUUUGUGAUAGGCAUUAACAUCUACUGCUGGGUUUACAAUUGGGUUCACUUGAUGGUCAGGAAUUUGCUGCCAUCUUCCAAAGCAUUGCAGAUGUACGUAAUCAGCAUAUUACUCAUGCAGCUGAUCGUGGUCACCAACGUGGCCAUGACUAUCAAACUGUAUGUGGUUGCCAGAGUCCAGGUCGCCAGAGAACCUCCCAGCGCCGAAAAAGAGAGCAAGAAGGAAUCAUUACGAAUCAUCAUCUUUGUUGUCAUAACCUUCUUGGUGUUGUGGUGCCCCGCUUUUGUUAAUAUAAUCAUCAGAUUUAUAGGAGCAGGGGGGCUGACGUUUAGGAACGAGGCCACUCACCUGUUCGCCAUCAUGGCUCGUUUCAACUCAGUGUGCACUCCGUCCGUGUACAUCUGGGGUAGCCCGGCACUGAGGGAAGCCAUGGUGAAGACCGUGUGGGGCAGAGUGUGCCCGAGAUGCAAAAGGAGAGUCGGCUCCAUUCACGGGAAGGGAGAUACCAAAAAUACAUGGAAGUAA